UCUCCCGUUCCUUCUCCCCGCACCGUUCGCCAGAUCGUCUCUUCUCUCGGGACGGGCGCGCUCGGUCCAGGAUCUGGAGGCAGGCGCUGCCUAAUCAGUUCUUCCUUCGUUUCCUUUUUGUCCUUGGCAACACGCAUCAAAGAAACCUGCAAAAAAUCAGGCAGGUUUCGAUUUGGGCCCAAAUCUAUCCUGAUACAGUUGGUAGCUGACUGGCCGCGUGCUUGGAGCGCCAAUAUUUCCCCCAAACAAUAGCGCCCUCCGUCCGCUUGUUGAAAUCUUUAUCCGGUGUGGAGUGGAGCUGCCGUUCAAACCUGUCAUCUGAUUACUUGGGUUGUUUUCCUUGCCGUUGAGCCUUGUGAUGUGCAGUGAAGCCGCGAAUUGUUUCAUUACAUUUGGAUUUUUUUUAAGGCCUGGUGAUCGAAACGAUAUAAUACUUCAUCUUCUAUUUGGAGUUUCAGCUACUUGGGUGCCGUUUCUACAUUGCAAGAUUUGUCGGUGAUAGUAUAUUCACAGAAUUGGCCUGAAAUCUUGCAUCCUGUUGACCAUUCCAACUUCUCCGCGUUGUUGAUGUGAACAUUCUGCUGUGAUGGCGAAGGAGUACUACACUACGAGCAGCCUUGUGGUUGGGUACGCGCUGUGCUCGAGCCUGCUCUCGAUCAUCAACAAGUACGCCGUGACAAAGUUCGGUUUCCCAGGCCUCCUGACCGCUCUACAGUACUCGACAUCCGCUGCUGGUGUCUGGAUCCUCGGAAAGCUAGGCUUCCUCACACAUGACCCCUUCAACCUGGAGACCGCAAAGAAGUUCGCGCCGGCGGCUCUCGUCUUCUACCUAGCCAUAUUCACCAACACGAACCUCCUCUGCCACGCCAACGUCGACACCUUCAUAGUCUUCAGAUCCCUGACCCCGCUCCUGGUCGCCAUCGCCGACACGACGUUCCGGAAGCAGCCAUGCCCUUCCAAGUUCACGUUCCUGUCCCUCGUGGUCAUCCUGGGCGGAGCGGUCGGCUACGUGACGACGGAUUCGGCGUUCAGCCUCACGGCGUACUCGUGGGCGCUCGCGUACCUGGUGACCAUAACGACUGAGAUGGUGUACAUCAAGCACAUCGUCACCAGCCUGGGGCUCAACACCUGGGGCUUCGUGCUCUACAACAACUUCCUCUCCUUGAUGCUGGCCCCCGUGUUCUGGUUCCUUACAGGCGAGCACAGGUCGGUCUUCGCAGCGAUGGAGUCCAGGGGCGAAGGCUGGUUUCAACUGGACGCCGUCGUGGCGGUGGCGCUGUCGUGCGUCUUCGGGCUGCUCAUCAGUUUCUUUGGCUUCGCAGCCAGGAGAGCUGUAUCGGCGACCGCGUUCACCGUGACCGGGGUCGUGAACAAGUUCCUCACCGUGGCCAUCAAUGUCAUGAUCUGGGACAAGCAUGCCAGUGCGUAUGGUUCGGUCUGCUUGCUGUUCACCAUCCUCGGUGGGGUGCUCUACCAGCAAUCGGUUACGGUGAAAGGAAACGGUGCAGUUGUGGCACAGCGUGAGCUGGUGCCCGAGCAACCUGAGGAGGUUGACGAGGAGAAACAAAGCUUAGUUUCUUCAGCUAAAUAAUACGGUGCAACGGAUCACUUGCAAUGAUAGGAUCCGUUUGCAGGUUUAUUCUUUGGCCUUUGAAUGGGCUCGUUUAUGUGUCUGCGAAACAAACAUGAGGGAAUACUAUACUAGUGGAAGUAGCACUUCCGUCAAUGGAAGCCCUGCUAUUGUUUGAAUUUGCAUCAAGAUUGCAACGUUUUGUUCACUGCGAAUGUGUACUUUAGCUGAUAAAGGUGGUUCUUGAUAUUGCAUAUUUUUUUCCUUUA
This is a messenger RNA of Zea mays, 1839 nucleotides long. RefSeq lists its product as uncharacterized. The record is from RefSeq and is a predicted model, not a curated record. The transcript has 3 exons. Lineage: Eukaryota; Viridiplantae; Streptophyta; Magnoliopsida; Poales; Poaceae. The coding region runs from base 587 to 1591 and encodes 334 amino acids.